UGGCCGGCUGAUCAGAUUAGAGGUGUCAGGGUUGGUUAAUCUGUGAGGGACCGACCGACUGCCACUCAGGCUGCUUCUGCACACCGCUCCCAGUCAUCGGCGGCGGAGGGGAGCGGAGCCCAUUUGGCGUUGACGCGCGUCGGGGAAUUUCCCCCCCUUUUUUUUUUUUUUUUACAAUGGAUACCUGCAGGGUACGAGCCUGGGUGUUUCUGGUCCUCUUAUGGCAGGACGGGUCUUCAGCAUCGCAGUUCCCGACACAGCUCAUGAUUAAAGAAUGGGUUGAUCAAAUGCAGAAAGAGCUCGUCACCCUGGCAGACACAGCCACCGCUGGGAAGAGCCUCACUCAGAUUUUUCUGAGAAACCAACACCUGUACACCGUGGAGGAAAACGACGCAGAGGAGCUGGUGGCCAGAGCAGCCAGAAACAUUGAACAGCUGCUGCGGAAGAGGUCUGCUGCCUUGAAGAAACUGGCCACAGCUGCUGAGAAAUUCCAGAUGGAGCAUCAGUGGAAAGACGAGUUUGAGGAUGAUGAAAUCGCCUACUACAACGCAAAGGACAAUCUGGAUGCAAAUGAGACAGAGGGAAGAAAAUACAGGAUUCGACCAGACUUUAAAGAGGACCUGUCAUUUAAGCGUUUGACUGAUCAUAACCACACGGCUGUUCACAUCCCCACGGACAUCUAUGAUGGCUCCACCAUUGUGUUGAAUGAGCUGAACUGGACGGAGGCACUGGAGGACGUGUUUAGAAAGAACAGAGAGGAUGACCCCACCCUUCUCUGGCAGGUGUUUGGUAGCGCUACAGGCCUGGCUCGCUACUACCCAGCUUCUCCCUGGAUGGAUGCUCGUAAGACCCCCAGUAAAAUUGACCUGUAUGAUGUCCGCAGGAGGCCAUGGUAUAUCCAGGGAGCUGCCUCACCCAAAGAUAUGCUAAUCCUCGUAGAUGCGAGUGGGAGUGUGUCUGGCUUGACCCUCAAACUGAUCAGGACCUCUGUCAGUGAGAUGCUAGAGACACUGUCCGAUGAUGACUACGUCAAUGUAGUUUACUUUAACACCAGGGUGAAGAAGACGGCGUGUUUCGAUCAUCUGGUUCAAGCCAAUGUGAGGAACAAGAAGCUGCUGAAGGAUGCUGUGCAGAACAUCACAGCUAAAGGAAUUACAAACUACACAAAAGGCUUUGAAUUUGCUUUUGAGCAGCUCUCCGCGACCAAUGUGAGCAGAGCAAACUGCAACAAGAUCAUCAUGCUGUUCACUGAUGGAGGAGAGGAAAGAGCUCAGGCCAUACUGGAGAAAUACAAUGCUGACAAAAAGGUGAGGAUCUUCACCUUCUCAGUAGGACAACACAACUAUGAUAAAGGACCCAUUCAGUGGAUGGCCUGUUCCAACAAAGGUUACUUCUAUGAAAUUCCGUCCAUCGGAGCCAUCAGAAUAAACACGCAGGAAUACCUCGAUGUCCUGGGGAGACCCAUGGUUCUGGCAGACAAGCAGGCCAAACAAGUCCAAUGGACUAAUGUGUACCUUGAUGCUCUGGAACUGGGUCUGGUCAUCACUGGAACACUCCCUGUCUUCAAUAAAACCAAGACCAAAGAUGACAGGAAUGGCGAGCACCAGAAUCAGUUGAUUCUUGGCGUAAUGGGGAUUGAUGUGUCGUUGGAUGACAUCAAGAAGCUCACACCACGCUUCACCAUUGGUCCAAAUGGAUACUACUUUGCCAUUGAUCCCAAUGGAUACGUCCUGCUGCACCCCAAUCUUCAGCCAAAGAAUCCUAAAUUCCAGGAACCUGUUACCCUCGAUUUCCUGGAUGCUGAGCUGGAGAAUGACAUCAAGGUGGAGAUCAGGAGAAUGAUGAUUGAUGGUGAGACAGGCGAACGCACAAUUCACACUCUGGUGAAAACUCAGGAUGAGAGGUACAUUGAUAGAGGGGUCAGGACCUAUACAUGGGCACCAGUCAAUGAGACAGAUUACAGCCUGGCUCUUGUUCUGCCUAAAUACAGUGAACACUUCAUUCAAGCUAAGCUGGGAGAUGACAUGAAACAAGCCAUGUCUAUGGAGACAAUACAGCUGGAAAGGUUUGAUGAGUUUGGUUACACCUACAUCGCUCCAAGGGAGUACUGCAAAGAACUGAAGCUGUCGCUCAACAACACCCAGUUUCUCCUCGACUUCAACCAGUACAUUGAUAGGAACACUCCAGAUGCAUGUAAUGUGUCCCUUGUGAGUCGACUGAUCCUGGAUGCAGGUCUGACAGCUGAACUGGUUAAACUUUGGAACGAGCAGACAGUGGAUGGGAUAGUGGCCAGGUUUGUAGCCACAGAUGGAGGAAUCACAAGAGUCUACCCAAAAAGUGCUGGGGAAGAGUGGACUGAGAAUCCUGAGACAUAUGAGUCCAGCUUCUACAAGAGGACCCUGGACAAUGAAAUUUAUAUUUUCACAGCUCCAUCCUUCAACUCAGAGGGAAGGGAGCCUGUUUCUGAGUCAGGUAUUCUAGUGAGCAAAGCAGUGGACCUCACCAUUGACAAAGUCACACUCAAACCAGCAGUGGUGGGAGUGAAACUCAAUGUCUCGUUCUGGAUGAACACUUUUAUGAAUGCUACUCUGAAACUGAAUUGCAAAGAUGAAAUCUGUGGCUGCCUGAGGAAUGACAAGCAUGUGGACUGUGUGAUCCUGGAUGAUGGAGGAUUUCUACUCGUGUCCAAUCAGGAUGAGUAUAUCACCCUGAUAGGUCAGUUCUUUGGUGAGGUGGAUCCGGUGCUAAUGAUCAACCUGGUCAACACCUCGCUGUACUCCUUUAACAAGACCUAUGACUACCAGUCUGUCUGCGACCCAGAGAAAGACAGCAAGGCUGCAGCAGGGCCCCGCUCCGUCUAUGUGCCUACCAUUGCAGACUUGCUCAGUAUUGGCUGGUGGGCCUCCAGUGCUGCCUGGUCGAUACUCCAACAGCUCUUCUUUGGUCUCAUGUUCCCCAACCUACUAGAGGCAGUGGAGUCAGCAGACGAAGACAUACCAGAUGCCAUGUUUAAGGAAAGCUGUAUCACAGAGCAGACUCAGUACUUCUUUGACAACGAUGAAAGAUCCUACUCAGGUGUCCUGGACUGUGGAAACUGCUCCAGGAUGUAUCGUGCCGAGAAGCUGCCGAACACCAACCUGGUGUUCCUGAUCACUGAUGCCAAGGCAACAUGUUUGUCGUGUGACCCGAGACCGCUAAGACAGGCCGAGCAACCCUCUGAAGGUCCGGAUCCAUGCGAGCUGGCUCAGAACCCCAGAUACCGCAAAGGGCCAGACGUGUGUUUUGACAACAAUGAAAAUGAUGAGCCCUUGUGUCCAAUCAGCAGAGGUUCUGCACUGAGCUCCACACCGCUCUUCUUGUUUCUGCUGCUGAGUUCAGGGAAGAUGAUUCUGAUUGUGGAGGAGGGACCUGCCUAAGCCCGUGUCUUUGGCCAGUGCUCGGGCUCCAACUGCUGCUGCUUUGGCUCAACACACAGUCACAACACUCAUGACCCCUACACAGACAUUCAUACACUUACACACUGAUCAUCAUCUAAUUUCAGGAGAGGCCCGAAGACAGUCCAGUUAUGCCAUUCAUGAUGUAUGCAGAAUAUUUGCACCAAGACUUCUUUUUUUUUUCUUUUUUUAUUUCGGACAACCAGUAUCAGCAUUUCCAUUUUCAAAUGCCAAAGGGUGCUCAUUCAUUUCCUCUUUGUCAUUUUCAAAAAUAGAGACACAUUUACUGUGCUCAGCUGCACUCCUUAUCAUGAUAUACUCUUUAAUACUCUCCUAUGGUGCAAGAGUAAGAGCUAACCAAACCCUUUAAUUCUGCCUCAUUAGUUUCUCUGAUUUAUUUAGCAGAGGGUGAAGAGUUGUCCCACUAUGCCAACUUAAUACCAUUCAAAGACUGUAUGUUCACUGACAGCGUUGAUUUGUGUAGUUGUCGAUAUUGUUUGUUGCUUAUUAUAUUUAUUGCGUAUGAAUCAUUAUGCUGUAAUGAUUGUUUAUUUCAACAACCCGUGCAACUACAGUAUGAAGAAUAUCCCUUUUGUUUGAGUGUUUUUGAAAUGUACUGUACCUAUCUACUAAUCUAUUUCAUUUUUUUGUACUCCAAAUCAACUAGCUAGGUGUUGUAUUGUAGCAGCAUGUGCUCAGUACAGAGCUAAAGACAACACCAAUACUAUGACACCAAAGCUCCACACAGUACCAAGGACCAGAGACUACAGAGAAUCUACAGGCUAGUUUAUUUUAGGAGAUUCCUCAGAUGUGGGUGUACGUCAGUAUUCAAGUUAAAAUGUUACCUAGAUAGAUAGAUACCUUAGAUACCUCACUGGGAAAUAAGUGAGGUCAGAGAGCACCCAUGUAAAUCAAAAUCUAUUAGGAUAUUACAAAAUCACAUAUGUAUUGUUCUUGGUCUGACAGCUUUGGUGGUCUUCAAUUUGAUGCAUCAAAUUCCCAGUGCCUAAAUAGUAGCUCAAACAGUCUGUUAUUUUAAUGAAGCAAUGCAUCAGAGUUGUAUUCUUAGCAUGUGUGCUUCUAUGCUAAUGAUUGCUGUAACAGAGCAGAGAGGGCAGCCCUUAAAGUAAUUUGUUGUGAAAUGGGCCAAAUUUGCUACAGUUGUUCUAAUUUAUGUGGCCCGGAAAACCGUCACAACAACCAGUGAUUUAGAUUAUGGAAGAGGAAUACCAUUUUCCUCCAUGGUCAAUGUCUCAACAAACCUAAACCAGACUUGAGCUUGUGUUCGAACACCUCUCUUUAUUAGUCCUGUUUCUGUUCCCUUUCUGGAUCACCAGACUCAGGAGCCAAGAUGACUUGUGAAUGAGAUCAGCAUAUCAAAAUGACUGUUUUCUUUGCUUUCUUCCCCUUGCUGUUCUCCUCCUUAUGCUUGUUUCCUCUUUGCGUUGCUCUAUAAGUGCUGUGAAGCAGAUGCUGAAAAGCUCAGUGUCGAAACGCUGCAAUGUCAUGGGAUGAGCUUGUUCUGUGUUUGAACGCUGUCUAUGCUCAUGGUCAGCAUCAGGGCCUGCUGGAGAGAACUUUGAGAAUACACUACUACCAGAAGUAAUUUUGCAGAGCCUUACUUUACCAUGAGUCAUAAAGAUCACACAUAAGUGUUUUAAUUUUCCUUUUUCCUUUUUUUUUUGCUAUUUUACCAAUUAAAGUUGAGUUCUCUCCACCUCGCCUUCAUGGUGACCUGCUGGUAUUGAGUGGUCAGGUUAUGCCUGUCUAUCAAAGUUACGUGUUGACUCGUGUUUUAUCCCGGGGGUCCCGUGUCUAUGUGCAGGCAUGUGCGUGUCCCUCCGAUAUCUGAUUGUGCUUUAAUACUGUACAUGAAUUACUCUUUUGUGGAACUUGACUAGCCUGAAUAAAUUUUGUAUACAUUUGUACACUAAUACUAUUUACUGUAUAAAAGAGAAAAUGAAAAGAAAGAAAAAUGUUUAUAAUAUUGUGUUGAUUAUUGUGCAAAUAUAAUAU
Xiphias gladius (swordfish) is the source of this 5450-nucleotide messenger RNA. Its product is annotated as voltage-dependent calcium channel subunit alpha-2/delta-1. Gene Ontology annotation, cellular component: L-type voltage-gated calcium channel complex. Bases 177 to 3416 code for a protein of 1079 amino acids. Lineage: Eukaryota; Metazoa; Chordata; Actinopteri; Istiophoriformes; Xiphiidae. The transcript is spliced from 39 exons. The record is from RefSeq and is a predicted model, not a curated record. Gene Ontology annotation, molecular function: voltage-gated calcium channel activity.